AUUUAUUAAAUGAACUCAAAAAAAAAACAUAAAAAACUGGCAGCACUUCGAUAUUGUCCAUCAUAAAUGAAAUUUCACAUUUCACUUUCAGUUUCAGUACGCUAGAUACACCUGUGCUGGAAGGUCACAAACAACGCCAGAAAUCAACAUGAAAAUCGCCUAUGCCCUGCCAAGUCUGUUGAUUUGGUUAAGCAUUGAAUGCAGCUCCGCAGCGGAGAAAUACACAACAUGGAACCUGGUCGCCGAUGAGAAUGUCUGUUCUCUGUUUCCAAACGGUGCCAAGCUACGCAAACCCGGUUCCUGUACUGAAUGGAUUAUUUGCCAAGAUGGCAAAAGCACUCCCGCCACCGACAGCUGUACCGGCGGCAAACUCACCACUUUGAGUGGUACGUGUGGUUCACCCAAAGAUGAUUAUUGCACCGAUGAAUGCAAAGCAAAAUCUCCAACUUGGAUUUCCGGUAACCGAAAUUGCCACGAUUGGAUCAAAUGUGAUGGCAGCAAAGUGUUGCUCUCCGGUACCUGUCCCUCGGGUCAGGUAUUCGAUGCAGCCCAGCAAAAGUGCUACUAUCCGAAGGACGAUUAUGUGUGCGAUAAGGAAUAUAAGAUUUGCGAUAUUGCUGCCUACGGUGAAAAAAAUAAGUUCUGGGAUAAGGACAAUUGUCACAAAUACUUCUACUGCAACAAAAUCAGCAGCAAAAACGAAAAUGCAGAGCAAAAAACCGGAACCUGUCCCAUCGGCCAGUACUAUGACAAACGUGCCGGAGAAUGCUUGGCCAAAGCCCAAGUGGACUGCUACAAACACCCGGUGCCCGAAGGCGUCUGUGGCACCGUCAAACUGGCCAUUCGCGGUCGUUUCGUCAGCGAUCAAGCCACCUGUAAUGGCUACUUCUAUUGUGCCGACCUGGGAUCGGGUAAUCCCGACCAAGACCCCCACUGGGGCGAAUGUCCCAAAUCAUACUUUUUCGAUGCCAAACUGGAGGCAUGUCGCCCGCGCACUGAGGUCGCAUGCGAUGAGGACCGCUGCAUUGGACGUCCCAGUGGCUAUGAAUUGGCGCCGAUUCCCGGAUGCCGGCACUAUUUAAAUUGUGAGAAUGGUUAUACGCUUGGCGCCCCAAUCGAAUGCGAUGAUGGCAAAUAUUUCGAUGUCAGCUCGGAGCAGUGUGUGGAGCAGGAAAGGUCCUAUACCAUUUGUGCCUUGUCGCUUAACAUUGUGUCGUUUGCCAUCUUCAUCUUCAGCCUCUGCUUGACCUCACAUGUCGCCAAGGCUGCCGUGGCCGAAAAAUAUGUCGGUCUAUGCCGACUAUUCGCUGACAAUACCAAAGUCGCAGUGCCCGAUGCGUGUGGUGAAUACAUUGAAUGCCACACCCCUACCAACUACACCAUUCACAUAUGUGACCCCGAUAUGGCCUUCGAUGUUAAAUCCCAGAAAUGCGUUGCCCUAAAAUCCAGCACCAAUACCCAAUGCAAGAAUGCUUGUGAGGGCAAAAACGACAUAUUUGUGGCGGAUCGCACAAAUUGUCACGGCUAUUUCUAUUGCCUAUCUGGCCAAUCGAUGUGGGGCUCCUGUCCGGAUGGCAUGCAUUUCGAUGAGAGUAUACCUAUGUGUGUCUAUAAAAGAGACUCCAAAUGUACCGAUGUUCCCAACAUUUGUGAACUGGUACCGGACAAGACCCAAUAUCGCGACGAGAAUGAUUGCAGUAACUAUUUCCUAUGCUCCAAGAAUGCGCCAACCGCGAAAUCAUGUAAAAAUCAAUUUUUUAAUGUCCAAAUUCAGGACUGUGUCAAUAAAGCUGAUAUGGUGUGCACGGCACAUCCGCACAAAGAAGAUAUGUGUGUGAAAAAUAAAAAACCCUAUGUGGGCUAUGUGCCGGAUCAAGCCACCUGUCGUGGUUAUUUCUAUUGUCGCAACAUGGGCAGCGUUCCUGAUUUGGAACCGAUAUGGGGUCAAUGUCCGGAAGGUAAAUUCUUCAGUGAAGCCACGCAGGCAUGUGUCAAUCCGACAGAUGUUAAAUGUGAAUAUAAUCCUUGUGAUGGGCGUGGCACUAUGAUGGUCUCCAGUGGCAACAAUAAUUGUCACAACUAUGUUUUGUGUGAAAACGGUGCUCCCGUGGACGAAAGGACCUGCUCGUGGGACUAUUUCUUUGAUGAACAAUAUCAGGCAUGCGUCCCCGAUAUUAUCUACUAUGAGUCCUGUGAUAUUAAAGUAAAAUAAAUAAAUAAAUAAAAAUCUAUUUAGAGUUUUGAAAUAA
This is a messenger RNA of Musca domestica (house fly), 2249 nucleotides long. RefSeq lists its product as uncharacterized. The transcript is spliced from 3 exons. Lineage: Eukaryota; Metazoa; Arthropoda; Insecta; Diptera; Muscidae. The coding region runs from base 149 to 2212 and encodes 687 amino acids. Gene Ontology annotation, molecular function: chitin binding. The record is from RefSeq and is a predicted model, not a curated record. Gene Ontology annotation, cellular component: extracellular region.